AUGUUGAUGGGUUGGUUGCUAGUGGUAGGACGACAAGGUUGGGGUGGGGGUGGUGAUGGUGACAAAGGUGGAAGAGCUUGUGGUUGCAGUGGCAAUGGUGAUAGGGUGGUGGUAGCGACGAAGGUGAUAUGGGUGGUGGUUGCGGUGCAAAUGGUGGUGAGGGUGGUGUUAGCAAUAAUGACAGUGCAAGAAGGUUGUGGUAGUAGAGGUCGUGGGGGGGUGUACUGA
Molecule: messenger RNA, 228 nt
Organism: Prunus armeniaca (apricot)
Lineage: Eukaryota; Viridiplantae; Streptophyta; Magnoliopsida; Rosales; Rosaceae
Source: the annotation of a GenBank genome assembly